GGCUCCGGGGCGCGGGCGGCGGCGGCGGCGGCGCCCCGACUGCAGUCCCGGCGGCGGGAGCGGAGCGCGAGCCGGGGCAGGGCCCGAGCCGGCGCCAUGGGGCGGCGGCGCCUGUGAGCGCGGCGAGCCGAGGCCGGGCGGCCAGGCCAGGACGGGGCCGGGCCGGGCCGGGCCGAGCGCGCCGAGCCGAGCGAGCGGGGAGCGCCAGCAGCGGCCGCGGCGGGAGCAGGCAGCGCCGCCGCCGCCAAGAUGGCGGACCUGGAGGCGGUGCUGGCCGAUGUGAGCUACCUGAUGGCCAUGGAGAAGAGCAAGGCCACGCCGGCGGCGCGUGCCAGCAAGAAGAUCCUGCUGCCCGAGCCCAGCAUACGGAGUGUCAUGCACAAGUACCUGGAGGAUCGGGGAGAAGUGACGUUUGAGAAGAUCUUCUCCCAGAAGCUGGGAUACCUGCUGUUCCGAGACUUCUGCCUGAACCACCUGGAGGAAGCGAGGCCCUUGGUAGAGUUCUACGAGGAGAUCAGGAAGUACGAGAAACUGGAGACGGAGGAGGAACGCGUGGCCCGCAGCCGGGAAAUCUUCGACUCGUACAUCAUGAAGGAGCUGCUGGCCUGCUCACACCCCUUCUCGAAGAGUGCCACUGAGCAUGUGCAGGGCCACCUGGUGAAGAAGUUGGUGCCCCCGGAUCUCUUCCAGCCCUACAUCGAUGAGAUCUGUCAGAACCUCCGAGGGGAUGUGUUCCAGAAGUUUAUCGAGAGCGAGAAGUUCACCCGGUUCUGCCAGUGGAAGAACGUGGAACUCAAUAUCCAUCUGACCAUGAACGACUUCAGCGUGCAUCGCAUCAUCGGGCGCGGCGGCUUCGGCGAGGUCUACGGCUGCCGGAAGGCCGACACGGGCAAGAUGUACGCCAUGAAGUGUCUGGACAAGAAACGCAUCAAGAUGAAGCAGGGCGAGACCCUGGCCCUGAAUGAGCGCAUUAUGCUCUCCCUCGUUAGCACCGGGGACUGCCCGUUCAUCGUGUGCAUGUCCUAUGCCUUCCACACACCGGACAAGCUGAGCUUCAUCCUGGACCUCAUGAAUGGCGGGGACCUGCACUACCACCUGUCCCAGCACGGGGUCUUCUCCGAAGCUGACAUGCGCUUCUACGCGGCCGAGAUCAUCCUGGGCUUGGAGCACAUGCACAGCCGCUUCGUUGUCUACCGGGACCUGAAGCCUGCCAACAUCCUGCUGGACGAACAUGGCCACGUGCGGAUCUCAGACCUGGGCCUGGCCUGCGACUUCUCCAAGAAGAAGCCCCACGCCAGCGUGGGAACCCAUGGCUACAUGGCCCCUGAGGUCCUGCAGAAGGGUGUGGCCUACGACAGCAGUGCCGACUGGUUCUCCCUGGGCUGCAUGCUUUUCAAGUUGCUGCGGGGGCACAGCCCCUUCCGGCAGCACAAGACCAAAGACAAGCACGAGAUUGACCGCAUGACCUUGACCAUGGCCGUGGAACUGCCCGACUCCUUCUCGCCGGAGCUGCGCUCCUUGCUGGAGGGCCUGCUGCAGCGGGAUGUCAACCGGAGGCUGGGCUGCCUGGGCCGUGGCGCUCAGGAGGUAAAGGAGAGCUCCUUCUUCCGCUCCCUGGACUGGCAGAUGGUCUUCCUGCAGAAGUACCCUCCCCCCCUGAUCCCCCCACGAGGGGAGGUGAAUGCAGCUGAUGCCUUCGACAUCGGCUCCUUUGAUGAGGAAGACACCAAAGGAAUCAAGUUACUGGACAGCGACCAGGAGCUCUACCGGAACUUCCCGCUCACCAUCUCAGAGAGGUGGCAGCAGGAGGUGGCCGAGACGGUGUUCGACACCAUCAACGCCGAGACGGACCGGCUGGAGGCUCGUAAGAAAGCCAAGAACAAGCAGCUGGGCCAUGAGGAAGACUACGCCCUGGGCAAGGACUGCAUCAUGCAUGGGUACAUGUCCAAGAUGGGCAAUCCCUUCCUGACCCAGUGGCAGCGGCGGUAUUUCUACCUGUUCCCCAACCGGCUCGAAUGGCGGGGCGAGGGCGAGGCCCCGCAGAGCCUGCUGACCAUGGAGGAGAUCCAGUCGGUGGAGGAGACGCAGAUCAAGGAGCGCAAAUGCCUGUUGCUCAAGAUCCGCGGUGGGAAGCAGUUCAUCCUGCAGUGCGACAGCGACCCAGAGCUGGUGCAGUGGAAGAAGGAGCUGCGGGAUGCCUACCGGGAGGCGCAGCAGCUGGUACAGCGGGUGCCCAAGAUGAAGAACAAGCCACGCUCGCCAGUGGUGGAGCUAAGCAAGGUGCCGCUGGUGCAGCGUGGCAGUGCCAACGGGCUCUGAGCCGCCGCCGCCCGCCCGCCCACCCGCCUUUUAUAAACCUCUAAUUUAUUUUGUCGAA
Messenger RNA from Ochotona princeps (American pika), 2377 nucleotides. It is a transcript of the gene GRK2, whose product is annotated as G protein-coupled receptor kinase 2. The transcript has 21 exons. Gene Ontology annotation, biological process: regulation of signal transduction; protein phosphorylation; regulation of the force of heart contraction. Lineage: Eukaryota; Metazoa; Chordata; Mammalia; Lagomorpha; Ochotonidae. Gene Ontology annotation, molecular function: ATP binding; G protein-coupled receptor kinase activity; G protein-coupled receptor binding. The record is from RefSeq and is a predicted model, not a curated record. Bases 250 to 2319 code for a protein of 689 amino acids.